GAGCUACGGGAACCUUGGUGGAGCGGUGGGAUGACCAGAGGGCUGGGAAAGAAGAAGAAAGCGUUCUCUUCCAGCGAGAGGAAACUGGGAAUCCAGUGAGAACCGGCCAGCAGUGCCAGGAAGUAAGAUAUUCACUACCAAUGACCCAACGCCUAAAAGAGAGGGCGGCUCCCCGUGUCACAUGAUGCUGCGAUCACGUGACCCCGCCCCGCGGGAGCCAAGGCGCGAUCCAGCUCCCGCAGCCCGAGUGGGGGGGGCCGUUGUGCCCACACACCCCAGCCCGGCUCGACCAUGCUGUCCCGCCUGCUCAAGGAACACCAGGCCAAGCAGAAUGAACGCAAGGAGCUGCAGGAGAAGAGGAGGCAAGAGGCCAUCACCGCAGCGACCUGCCUGACCGAAGCUUUGGUGGACCACCUCAAUGUGGGUGUGGCCCAGGCCUACAUGAACCAGAGGAAGCUGGACCAUGAGGUGAAGACCCUACAGGUCCAGGCUGCCCAGUUUGCCAAGCAGACAGGCCAGUGGAUUGGAAUGGUGGAGAACUUCAACCAGGCACUUAAGGAAAUUGGGGAUGUGGAGAACUGGGCUCGGAGUAUCGAGCUGGACAUGCGCACCAUUGCCACUGCCCUGGAAUACGUCUACAAAGGGCAGCUUCAGUCCGCCCCGUCCUAGCCUCUCUCCACCCUCCCAGACGGGAGGGAGACUGGUAGGGCCAUCAAUAAAACACAAGCUUCCAUUCUA
Messenger RNA from Peromyscus eremicus (cactus mouse), 738 nucleotides. RefSeq names its product biogenesis of lysosomal organelles complex 1 subunit 1 (gene Bloc1s1). The transcript is spliced from 5 exons. Gene Ontology annotation, cellular component: BLOC-1 complex. Gene Ontology annotation, biological process: endosomal transport. Lineage: Eukaryota; Metazoa; Chordata; Mammalia; Rodentia; Cricetidae. The record is from RefSeq and is a predicted model, not a curated record. Bases 292 to 669 code for a protein of 125 amino acids.